UAAAACUCGGUCCAUUUAAAAGUCAACCUCUUUUCAUCUCGGCCGCUCGGGUUUCCCUCUUUUCGCUCAGUGUCGCAUUUUCUGCUCAACGCCUUCAUUUUCUUGCGAUUUUUAGGUUUCCGGUUUUUGUUAAGAAAUUUCUUGAUUGCGCAAGUGAAAUUCCACGACCGUGAAGGAUUAUAAGUUUGAAGCCUAAUCAAGCACUCAUUGAUAUUUGAUCCAACAGGAUAAACUAUUCGGUGAUGAUUUGGACCUCUACUAGAAUUUAAUCCAUUUUUCGCGUCAAUAUGAACAAUUCUCAUUGUCAAGAUCAGGAAACACCUGUGGUGGCUGGAUUUGAAGUCCCAACAUCACCGGAUGCAAGUUACAACAACAUUUACACUGCAACCGAAGAUGAUGGGCGGGACCCACCCAUAGUCCCACAACACCUACAACACACAGUCCUAAGCUAUAGCUACCCGAAAAACGGCGACCCGGCUGCCCGACUGCCCGACCCACAACAUGUGGUGCUGAAUCAUCUUUACAUUGAGAACAGAGAGGCACCUCGGUCAGUUGUGGCACUUGGGUUCUCUCAUCGUUUUCGGUCAAAAUACGUGAAUGUUGUACUUUAUAAACCGGUUCAAAGAAGGGGAAGUAGCAUCUCUUGAUUGUUGGUGGUUUUGGAAGUGGAUUUUGGAAUUGUUGAAAACGUAUG
Lactuca virosa is the source of this 694-nucleotide messenger RNA. The record is from the annotation of a GenBank genome assembly. NCBI's taxonomy places the organism in Eukaryota, Viridiplantae, Streptophyta, Magnoliopsida, Asterales, Asteraceae.